GAGCCGAUAAGCAGAUGCUUCCUCUCUGUGAUCAAAAGCGUUAAUGAUCAAAGGGGAGGUCCAUUCCAAUCCAGUUCCAAAGUAAAACGUCAUCUCCUUCCUCUUCAGUCGCUCACCGACACAAAAUGUUUUUUUUUUUAUUUUCUGAGUGGGAAACACUUCAGUGUCAGGCAGCCAUCAGGGUGGAGCUCAGGGAUACUUGAUGUUGGUGUUUUGCGUAAAACAUCUACAGAAAUCUCGCUUCCAGACCUCUUCAUCAUCCUCACCAUUAAUCAGCCAUCAAACACCAUGUCUAAGCCAUCAGCCAUGCUCGGACGUGGCAAAGCUAAAUUAGCCGUCGCUGCUCAUCCCAUGCUCAUCAUCUCCACCACAUCCUCCCACACUAGAACCACUAGUGGCAACUUCUUUGAUGACUUGAUGAAUCAGAUUCCUUUGCCUCGAUGGGCGAUCUAUGUCAUCGUUGCAGUGGGCAUCCUGCUGAUUUUGCUCUGCUGUCUGUGUAUCUGUAUCAAAUGUUGCUGCAAAGGGAAAAAGAAGAAGAAAUUUCAGAGAGAUGAGCAGAUCAAUCUGAAAGGAGUAGAUGGGAAAACCAGCACAGUUCUGGUUCAGCCAGAUGUUGUGGAUGUUGACUAUGGUUCAACCAAAGUAUACAGAGGAAAGUUGCUUUAUUCUUUGGAAUACAACGCUGCUCUGUCUGAGCUCACAGUGGGAAUCAAACAAGCCAACAACCUGAAGGCCAUGGACCUGGGAGGGAGCUCAGACCCAUACGUCAAACUCUACAUUCUCCCUGAAAAGUCCAAAACGUACGAGACCAAGGUGUUCAAAAACACGCUGAGCCCGGUCUUCAAUGAGCAGUUCACCUUCCAGCUGCCCAGGUCUUCUCUGCUGAAGUCGACUGCCGUCAUGAAGGUGUUCGACUUCAACCGCUUCACCAAACACCAGGUCAUUGGUGAACUACGACUGCAGCUCGGCGACGUGGACUGGAACCACGUCAUUGAGGAGUGGCAGGACCUGGCAGAGCCCGCCAAAUUUGAGGAUGAAAACCUGGGAGAAAUCUGCUUCUCUCUACGUUAUGUUCCAACUGCCAACAAGCUGACCGUGGUUAUCCUGGAGGCCAAAAACCUGAGGAGCAUGGACUUUGGAGGAAGCUCAGAUCCAUAUGUGAAGGUCCAGCUGACUCUGGACAAGAGGAAAUGGAAAAAAAAGACAACAUCUAUAAAAAAGAAGACGUUAAACCCAUACUUUAAUGAGUCCUUCACCUUUGAGGUUUCAUUUGAUCAAAUUCAGAGGGUGAACCUGGUGGUCUCUGUGUGGGACCACGACACGGUGACCAGGAACGAUGCCAUAGGAAAGGUUUUCCUGGGCUGUAACGCCAGCGGGAACCAGCUGAGGCACUGGGCGGACAUGUUGUCGAACCCGCGGCGGCCGGUGGCUCAGUGGCACAGCCUGCUCUCGGCUGAGCAGGUCAACUCUACCCUGGCUUUAAAAAAGAGGAUUCCUGUUCCCAACAAAGUGAAGGAAAGCCCACUGUUUGAAAAACAUUUUAAAUAGACUAAAAGACUGCUUGAAUAUAAUGUCUAUGAUAUUUUUCUGAUAUUAAUUAUAGAAGCACUUUUCAUCUUUCAUGAACACAUUUCAGCCUUCUUAGGAAAACCUACCUACUAGAUUAUAUAUAUUGUUACUAAUUGUGAAAUCAAAAUGUCUCUAUAUUUGCUAUCAAUGUGAGAUGAUAAAAUAAGGUUUGAAAAGGAUGUUUGUACAGCGGGUAAAAUAAGUAUUGAACACGUCAACAUU
This is a messenger RNA of Austrofundulus limnaeus, 1794 nucleotides long. RefSeq names its product synaptotagmin VIII (gene syt8). Gene Ontology annotation, molecular function: calcium-dependent phospholipid binding; clathrin binding; phosphatidylserine binding. The record is from RefSeq and is a predicted model, not a curated record. Gene Ontology annotation, cellular component: synaptic vesicle membrane; plasma membrane; exocytic vesicle. The transcript has 9 exons. Gene Ontology annotation, biological process: synaptic vesicle endocytosis; calcium ion-regulated exocytosis of neurotransmitter. Bases 289 to 1551 code for a protein of 420 amino acids. NCBI's taxonomy places the organism in Eukaryota, Metazoa, Chordata, Actinopteri, Cyprinodontiformes, Rivulidae.